AUGUCAGCAGACCCGCCGGACUACAUGGGGUCCCGUAGCGGUGCCCUUGCAGUUUUGGGCUCCAGGGUGGGAUACUUGGAUAAGGAGGAAGGGAAGGACUGCGUGGAGAAGACCUGGAUCACCACAAAGCUGGCGACAGCCGUGGGGCUGGUUGGCUCAGCCGUUCACAUCGCAGCUUUCCAGCCAGACUGCAAUUCAGGCUGUACAGAGAAGUGUCUCCCCUUCCUCCCGCGCAGGCUUGUGAGGCACCCCGAUGACCCGUUGAAUUAUUUCUUUGGCAGCUGUGCGUCUGGGAUCUUCCUUGGAGUCCGAACUCACAGCUACAUGACUGGCACCACAGCCUGCCUGGGACUGGGUGUACUAGCAGCCCUCACCAAGGUUGGGAAGAAGGAAGGCUGGAGAAUAUCAGGAGCUCCCAGGCUUUAAACUCUCACACUGAGCCACGCAGUCCUCGCAUAACCUUGUACAUUGCUAAAAUAUCUCUUGUUAAAUAAAAUACAAAAACAAAUCUA
This is a messenger RNA of Polyodon spathula (Mississippi paddlefish), 512 nucleotides long. Its product is annotated as NADH dehydrogenase [ubiquinone] 1 alpha subcomplex subunit 11-like. Gene Ontology annotation, biological process: mitochondrial respiratory chain complex I assembly. The transcript has 5 exons. NCBI's taxonomy places the organism in Eukaryota, Metazoa, Chordata, Actinopteri, Acipenseriformes, Polyodontidae. The record is from RefSeq and is a predicted model, not a curated record. The coding region runs from base 1 to 426 and encodes 141 amino acids.